UUCUAAAUGUAUUAGUGAGAAGUAAUUUAAAAGUUUAUGUUGUUGUUAUUAUUUUAAGUGUGUGCAUGUGUUGUUAUCCUGUUGUACCGUCGUUGCGCAAGCAACAUUGUAAUUUUAUUUAGUAAAUUCAUACCGCAUAAACAGGUUGAAUGACUUUAACUUGACACUGAGCGGUCAAACCGGAAACUAAACAACAACCUGGAAUUUGAAGCAUCUUACGUGUCACUAACCAGAGAGAACAGCCAAGGACCGCAGCAACGUCAUUUCCAGAGUCUUCAUUGAUGAGCCCAGGUUGCCCCGGUAACGGUCGAUAGAGACAGCUAGCAUGAAGGCUUUGAUUUUAGUCGGAGGUUACGGUACGCGCCUGCGACCGCUCACCCUGAGUGUCCCCAAGCCUCUGGUGGACUUCUGCAACAAGCCCAUCCUGCUCCACCAGGUGGAGGCGCUGGUCAAGGCUGGGGUUGACCACGUGGUCUUGGCGGUGAGCUACAUGUCCGAGCUGCUGGAGAGAGAGAUGAAGAUCCAGGAGCAGAGACUUGGCAUCCGUAUCUCUCUUUCACAUGAGACCGAGCCUCUUGGAACGGCGGGUCCGCUGGCGUUGGCUCGACAGCUGUUGGAAGUCGACAACGAGCCCUUCUUCGUCCUCAACUCGGACGUCAUCUGCGACUUUCCCUUCCAAGACCUCCUGCAGUUCCACCGAAACCACGGCCAAGAGGGCACCAUCGUGGUGACGCGGGUGGAGGAGCCGUCUAAAUACGGCGUGGUGGUGUUUGAGGCGGACAGCGGCAAGAUCCAUCGCUUUGUGGAGAAGCCUCAGGUCUUUGUCUCCAACAAGAUCAACGCCGGCAUCUACAUUUUCAAUCCCAGCAUGCUCGGCAGAAUUCAGCUCAGGCCAACAUCUAUAGAAAAAGAGAUUUUUCCUGUGAUGGCUGAGGAGGGACACCUGUACGCUAUGGAGCUGCAGGGUUUCUGGAUGGACAUCGGUCAGCCCAAAGACUUCCUGACAGGAAUGUGCAUGUACCUGCAGUCGCUACGGCAACACGCCCCAGAGAGGCUGCGCACGGGGCCCGGUUUCCUCGGCAAUGUUCUGGUGGACCCGACCGCUCAGAUCGGCGAGAACUGCACCAUCGGGCCCAACGUGACCAUCGGCGCCGGCGUGGUGGUGGAAGACGGCGUGAGGAUAAAGCGCUGCACGGUGCUGAAGGCGGCCAGAGUCCGCUCUCACUCCUGGCUGGAGAGCUGCAUCGUGGGCUGGAGCUCCUCCGUGGGCCAGUGGGUCCGCAUGGAGAACGUGACCGUGUUGGGGGAGGACGUCAUCGUCCACGACGAGCUCUAUCUAAACGGCGCAAACGUUUUGCCGCACAAAUCCAUAAGCGAGUCGGUGCCGGAACCGCGGAUCAUCAUGUAGCGUCACCGGGACGACCGUGAACUCCAAUGAACAUCCAAACAAAUUCAGAAUGAGUCGACGGUACCAAGGAGGAACCAGAGAAUCCUUUUUUGUCCCCCUUUUCGUUGUGGUUUUGAACCGUACUUGCCUGUCUUCCAGGCUCAGAUCAUGUGACGGAGGCAUCAGGAAGGACCAUGGUUCAAUGUCUGAGCUGUGAACAUCACUUUAAUACAAGAAGGGUCUUUACAGAGUAAAAGACCGCGCUUCAUUCAUGCACUGAAAGACGACUGAUUACUACCUUUUUUAGCUCCGUUUUUAGGCUGUCACUACUUGGUUUGGCCACUAGAGGGCAGCAGAGAAAUGCAAAACAAGUCAAAGCUCCCAGGAGAAAUAAUGACAACAAUAGUUCUUGGGUCUAACUGCCAUCAUAUUUUUUUUUCAUUCAGCCUUUUUUUAAAACUAACUAAGUGGUUCCUAAACUCUUUUACCACCUCAGGAAAAAAAUAUUAAUGUAAAGUAGCAAAGUACACCUAAAUAUUCAUUAACAACAAGACGGUAGUUUUAUUUAACGGCCUACUGAAAGCCACUACUAGCGACCACGCAGUCUAAUAGUUUAUAUAUCAAUGAUGAAAUAUUAACAUUGCAACACAUGCCAAGACGGCCUUUUUAGUUUACUAAAUUGCAAUUUUAAAUUUCGCGCGAUUUAUCCUGCUGAAUACGUCGCUGUAUGAUGACGCGUGCGCAGACAUUUUGAUCCAGCACCGAUCCCAGCUAUAAAUCAUCUGCUUUCAUCGCAUAAUUCCACAGUAUUCUGGACAUCUGUGUUGCUGAAUCUUUUGCAAUUUGUCCAAUUAAUAAUGGAGACGUCAAAGAAGAAAGAUGUAGGUGGGAAGCGGUGUAUUGCGGCCGGCUUCAGCAACACAAACAGCCGGUGUUUCAUUGUUUACAUUCCCGGAAGAUGACGGUGAAGCUUUACUAUGGAACAGAGAUGUCAAGCGAACAUGGUUCCCUACUACAUGUCAACCGGCAGGUUUCGGUGAGAAAAAUGGUGGUAUUAAGUCGGCUCUUACCAUAGACAUGAGCGGAGAGCUUGCGUCGUUCCUCAUGCAGCUGCGAACUCUCUUGCCUCCUCCCACCGGCCGCCCCCCGACCAUCAGAUACUUACACCGUGGAGGAGGGGGAAAAAAAAAAAUCUCAGCCCGGCUGCCUUCGCCUCGUAGAGGAAACAUGGCUUUAGUCGGAGACACUGGCGGUCACCACACUCGUGGCCACACCCCUCCGACUUUCAGGUUGUACAGGUACGACCAUAUAAUCUCACUAAAACACUAUUAACACAAUAAGCAGAUAAUGGAUUUUCCAGAAUUAUCCUAGUAAAUGUGUCUAAUAACAUCUGAAUCGCUCCCACUGCGCUUGUCUUUUUUUUCUAGUCCUUCACUUUAACUUUCCUCAUCCACGAAUCUUUCAUCCUCGCUCAAAUUAAUGGGGAAAUCGUCACUUUCUCGAUCUGAAUCGCUCUCGCUGUUGGUGGCCAUGAUUGAUUCGAAAUGAUCGCUGCAUAAUACACUGUACUUUGUGUGUGUGGUCCAAUCCAACCGUGUUCGCUUGACAUCUCUGUUCCAUUGUAAAGCUUGACUGUCAUCUUUCGGGAAUGUGAACAAUGAAACACCGGCUGUGUUUGUGUUGCUAAAGGCGGCCGCAAUACACCGCUUCCCACCUACAGCUUUCUUCUUUGAUGUCUCCAUUGUUCAUUGAACAAAUUGCAAAAGAUUCAGCAACAAGUGUCCAGAAUACUGUGGAAUUUUGCGAUGAAAACAGACGACUUAUAGCUGGGAACGAUGCUGGAACAAAAUGUCCUCUACAAUCCGUGACAUCACGCGCACGCCUCAUCAUACCGCGACGUCCGUGCAAAAUUUAAAAUUGCAAUUUAGUAAACUAAACCGGCCAUAUUAGCAUGUGUUGCAAUGUUAAUAUUUCAUUAUUGAUAUAUAAAUUAUUAACUAUAUAUUAAUUAAUAAUUAUAUAGUAAUAUAUUAUGUAUAUAUAUAUAUAGGAUAUAUUACUUUACAUGCAUCUCGACCACACUUGUUUUAGCCCAAUUCGCCCCCCAGUCAAGAAGUCUGGACACCCCUGCACUAGAUGGAGCCCGCAUACCACAGUUUGAGAAUCACAGAUGUCACAGAUGUCAAUCAUAUCUUGCUACUCAGCUGGUCUUCCUUACAUCUUCAAUGGUGAAUUCUCUUCAACGCUAUGCAGCUGCGGCGGCACUGCAGUGAAAACACACUUCCUGUCAUGCCCAGUCUGACUUGGAGGUGGGCCGGCUGGUGAAGAAAGUGAAUUUUUUUUUGAUGAGCAGUAGAAAAUGGAGCUUUGAUUAUGUGAAAUACUUCAGUAAGCAAAUCUUUGAGGCGGAGGGACUCGUAAGACUUGUACUGUACUGAUGAGUAAACCCCGUGUGGCAAAUCCUGAACGCAGUCUCAAAGCUUGGAAUCUCUUUGAAGGUCCACCGUGUUGCCUUCAGGGAGAACAACUUUGUGACCAUGAAGUGUUUUCUUCCAGAAUAACAGAACUCUUCAAACUGUCUUCUUUCUUUGUGAAAUGGUAAAUUGUUUGCAGGAGUCCAGUCUCUUUCAGACCUCAGAGUCUGCAGUGUGUGUGUGUGUGUGUGUGUGUGUGUUUGUGUGUGUGUGUGUGUGUGUGUGUGUGUGUGUGUGUGUGUGUGUUUUCUUGUAUUUCUAUCCUUCUUGAGACAUGAAGAAGGAAUAAUGCAAAUUGUAUUUCUAUCCUUCUUGAGACAUGAAGAAGGAAAAGUAUCUUCCAUAUGAGGAGGUGUGAAGAAGUGAUGACAUAAAUGAUGGUCCCAAUAACCCAUCUAUUUUCUACCGCUUAUUCCCUUUUGGGGUUUUCGGGGGGGGGGGGCGCUGGCGCCUAUCUCAGCUACAAUCGGGCGGACUGCGGGGUACACCCUGGACAAGUCGCCACCUCAUCGCAGGGCGGUCCCAAUAACAUUGCAUCUAAUAGAGAAUGUCUCAUUUGGUGACAUCUAUCUAAAUGAGGGUGGUCCCAUAAAGGAGGGAUUUUUCAAAUUGACUGUGUGUCGCUUUUAAAAGUGCUCCCCUUCGGGUCAACAUAUGAAAUAAGUCUGUAAAAAAAAAAAAUUGAAGUUCUCCCCCUCUGGCUAAAAUAUGUAAUAAUAAGUGUGUGUAGGAAAUGUAAAUGUGCCCCCUUUGACCAAAAUGUAUUAAAAAUAAAUGAAUAAAUAUCUCUGUA
Messenger RNA from Nerophis ophidion (straightnose pipefish), 4654 nucleotides. RefSeq names its product GDP-mannose pyrophosphorylase B (gene gmppb). Gene Ontology annotation, cellular component: cytoplasm. Gene Ontology annotation, molecular function: mannose-1-phosphate guanylyltransferase (GTP) activity; GTP binding. Gene Ontology annotation, biological process: cell wall mannoprotein biosynthetic process; GDP-mannose biosynthetic process. The transcript is spliced from 10 exons. NCBI's taxonomy places the organism in Eukaryota, Metazoa, Chordata, Actinopteri, Syngnathiformes, Syngnathidae. The coding region runs from base 326 to 1408 and encodes 360 amino acids. The record is from RefSeq and is a predicted model, not a curated record.